CGAUCGAAUGUGUCGGUCUCGGCAAGUCACAUUUCUUCCAUCCAUAUCCACACCGCCGACGGCCGACCCUGAAGGCUAGCUCCAAACUAAAGCUAGCGCUAGCGCGCACCGACCAGUGAGGAAUGGAGCGCGUGUCGUCGUCAUGGCUGCUGCCGCUGGUGCUGCUUCUCGCGGCCGCGGCCGGGGCGCGCGCGGCGCCCCAGGUGCCGUGCUACUUCGUGUUUGGGGACUCGCUCGUCGACAACGGGAACAACAACGACAUCGCGUCGCUGGCGCGGGCCAACUACCCGCCCUACGGCAUCGACUUCCCCGGCGGGGCCACCGGGCGGUUCAGCAACGGCCUCACCACUGUCGACGCCAUCUCUCGGCUUCUGGGAUUCGACGACUACAUCCCUGCGUACGCGGGCGCAAACAACGAUCAGCUCCUCACCGGCGUCAACUUUGCAUCCGCUGCAGCCGGAAUCAGGGACGAGACCGGCCAGCAACUGGGUCAGCGGAUCAGCUUCGGCGGGCAGCUUCAGAACUACCAGGCGGCCGUGCAGCAGCUGGUGAGCAUCCUCGGCGACGAGGACUCCGCGGCGAACCACCUGAGCCAGUGCAUCUUCACCGUCGGCAUGGGCAGCAAUGACUACCUCAACAACUACUUCAUGCCCGCCGUCUACUCCUCCAGCCGGCAGUACACCCCGGAGCAGUACGCCGACGUGCUCAUCAACCAGUACUCGCAGCAGCUCACGACACUGUAUAACAAUGGAGCCAGGAAGGUGGCGCUGAUGGGCGUGGGGCAGGUCGGGUGCAGCCCGAACGAGCUGGCGCAGCAGAGCGACAACGGGGUCACCUGCGUCGACCGGAUCAACAGCGCCAUCGAGAUCUUCAACCAGAAGCUGGUCGACCUCGUGAACCAGUUCAACGGGCAGCCGGGGGCGCACUUCACCUACAUCAACGCCUACGGGAUCUUCCAGGACAUCCUGAGAGCGCCAGGGGCCCACGGUUUGACGGUGACGAACAAGGGGUGCUGUGGGGUGGGGAGGAACAACGGGCAGGUGACGUGCCUGCCGUUCCAGACGCCGUGCGCGAACAGGGACCAGUACCUCUUCUGGGACGCCUUCCAUCCGACGGAGGCCGCCAACAUCCUCGUGGGACGGAGGGCGUACAGCGCCGCGCUGCCGUCCGACGUCCACCCCGUGGACUUGCGCACGCUUGCUCAACUCUAGUUUUACGUACACCCGAUUCAAACGACGAUGGAUUGAUGAAGAUCAUGAAUCAAAAGACCAAAACUUUUAUAUAUAUAUUUGUGUGUAUGCUUUUGUUUGCUUUAUUCUCUUGUGAUUGCGGAGUAAUAAGUGGGAAGGCACAUGUUUUGAUAGAAUAUAUGAAAAGCAUACAUGCUGUUUUCAACUCCA
Brachypodium distachyon (stiff brome) is the source of this 1400-nucleotide messenger RNA. Its product is annotated as GDSL esterase/lipase At1g29660. The transcript has 5 exons. Bases 123 to 1211 code for a protein of 362 amino acids. NCBI's taxonomy places the organism in Eukaryota, Viridiplantae, Streptophyta, Magnoliopsida, Poales, Poaceae. The record is from RefSeq and is a predicted model, not a curated record. Gene Ontology annotation, molecular function: hydrolase activity, acting on ester bonds.